AUGGCUGACUCAGGCGACACCUAUCGACCGCGAGAGAGGUCUCGUUCACCCCGCCGACGCUCCAGAAGUCCAGGCCGACAAUCUCGCCGACGAUCAUUCUCGCCACGCAGCAGGUCGAAUAGCAGGGACGAUUAUCGUCGCGGCCGCGAUCGCUCGCCCAUGACCGGAACAGGAGCUCCCAGCGGAGGAUCCAGUACAGGCUACGGUGGACAAGCACCACAUCGAUCGUAUGAGGAGCGAGCUGCAGCAAGGGAGCAAAUGAUGAACAGCAUCCGUGAAACGUCACAACAGGACCGCCGUGUCUACGUCGGAAAUCUUUCCUACGACGUCAAAUGGCACCACCUCAAAGAUUUCAUGAGACAGGCUGGAGAAGUGCUUUUUGCAGAUGUGCUACUUCUUCCCAAUGGAAUGUCGAAGGGCUGCGGAAUUGUGGAGUAUGCAACGAGAGACCAGGCUCAGCAAGCUGUUGCUCAACUCAGCAACCAAAACUUGAUGGGUCGUUUGGUCUAUGUUCGAGAGGAUCGUGAGGCGGAACCGCGCUUUAUUGGCGCCACUGGUGGCAACCGUGGUGGUUUCGGUGGAGGAAUGUCGGCUGGCUUCAACCACGCCCAGGGGGCCUACGGCGGCGGCGGCGGCGGCGGCGCCGCUCCUCCUGGAGGAGCUGGCCGACAGAUCUAUGUGGCCAAUCUUCCAUUCAAUGUCGGAUGGCAAGACUUGAAAGACCUGUUUCGCCAAGCAGCUCGAAACGGCGGCGUUAUUCGUGCUGAUGUCCACAGCGGUCCGGAUGGCCGUCCAAAGGGUUCAGGUAUUGUUGUUUUUGAGAAUCCGGACGAUGCGCGAAACGCCAUUCAACAGUUCAACGGCUACGACUGGCAAGGCAGGAUGCUGGAGGUUCGCGAAGAUCGCUAUGCCGGAGCUGGCGGAAUGAACUUUUCCGGACGCGGUGGCUACGGGGGCGGUGCGAGGGGCGGUUUUGGUGGCGGAUUCGCUCGCGGAGGUUACGGCGGUGGCCGUGGAGGAUUCGGAUUCGGCGGUGGCCGAGGCGGCUUCCCUGGCGGCGCGGGCUACGAAGCUGCUACGCCUGCCGCCGCAGUGCCUCCCAACCCCUUCACUGACGGGGCUGUCGCAGGAACUGACAAGAGCGAGACCAUCUACGUCCGCAAUCUCCCAUGGUCGACGAGCAAUGACGACCUAGUCGACCUGUUUACUACCAUUGGCAAAGUGGAACAAGCCGAGAUACAGUACGAGCCCAGUGGUCGUUCCAGGGGCACGGGUGUCGUUCGUUUCGACACGGCGGACACGGCCGAGACGGCAAUCACCAAGUUCCAGGGAUACCAGUACGGUGGCCGCCCUCUCAACCUCAGCUUCGUCAAAUAUCUCAACCAGCCGGGCGGCGAGAGCAUGGAUACCGAUACUCACGGCGGUCUCACUCAGGACCAGAUUAUGUAG
This is a messenger RNA of Ustilaginoidea virens, 1449 nucleotides long. RefSeq lists its product as uncharacterized. The record is from RefSeq and is a predicted model, not a curated record. Bases 1 to 1449 code for a protein of 482 amino acids. Gene Ontology annotation, cellular component: cytoplasm; nucleus. Gene Ontology annotation, molecular function: mRNA binding. The transcript has 10 exons. NCBI's taxonomy places the organism in Eukaryota, Fungi, Ascomycota, Sordariomycetes, Hypocreales, Clavicipitaceae.